AUGUCCAGCUCCCAGAAGAUCGCCGAAAUCAUCUUGCACUGCUUUCUUCCCUAUACCGUGAAAUCCGGCAAAGGUGACCGGAUGAACGACGUUGGUGUAGGCGACGCAGUACAUUGCUCGCCCGACGACUGGCCCCAAUCCGGUGAACAAGAACCAUGGAAAUUAGAAAUCGCACAAUAUGGGAAUGGGUCGCUACGCAAUGCAGUCCUUGCUUUUAAACGGACUCAUCCACUCGAGAACGUGAGGCUAAUCGGGAGUCUGGGUAUCGGGGCCGAUGAAAUGACGUCUACUACGGUAGCCUCAAUCAAGACCAGCCUAGAGCAUGUGCACAAUGCUUCUUUGGUGCUAAUACAGCCAGAAAUGCUAGACAAGCAUUAUGCACAUUACUGCCAAAGACUGGCAUGGCCCAUUCUUAACUCCCAGAUCCCCGAUUGCCCGCGAAACCACGUAUACGACGAGUCUUUCUGGGAGGAAUAUGUUCGAGUCAACCAGGCCUUUGCCGAUGAGAUAAUGGCAAAGUGGCAUCCAGGAGAUUUCGUUUGGAUCCACGACUACCAUUUGGCACUGACACCGGGUUUGAUGCGGCAAAAACUCCCCAACAGCGUCAUCGGAUUCUUUUUUCACUCUUCUUUUCCACCAUCGGAGGUCUUUCGUUGCCUUGCUGAACGGGAGCGUUUUCUCGCGGGUGUGUUAGGCGCUGAUAUUGUUGGCUUCCAAACCGAUGAGCAUCGUUUGCAUUUCGUGCGCAGCUGUCGUCGCCUGUUGAGUGUGGAUGUAUCUGCUCAUACCGUCCACUUUGAAGGCCGUGUAAUCAGGACACGCACUUUUCCCAUCGGCAUAGAUAUUGCCAGGCUGCUAGAUACAUUCCAAAAUCAGAUAACCGGAGAGUGGAUCAAAAGUCUCCAACAAGAAUACUUCGGCAAAUCUUUAGUCAUUGGUCGAGAUCGACUUGACGGCGUCACUGGUGUUAAGCAGAAACUCCUGAUAUACGAACAUUUCCUCGACUCGUACCCUGAAUGGGUAGGAAAAGUCGUGCUUGUGCAAGUCGCUUUGCCUUGUCCUGGGUCGUCAAGCGUCUUUUCCGAAGUAUCUUCUAUUGCUAUGCGGAUCAACUCGAAACAUGCGAGCCUGACCUACCAACCGGUAGUUCUCCUCACCCAUGAAAUCCCUUUUGCUCAGUAUCUGGCUCUCCUGACAAUCGGCAAAGUCUGUCUAGUCACUAGUCUUCAAGAGGCUAUGAAUCUCGUGACGCACGACUUUAUCUGCUGCCAGGCAUCCUCAACAGCAUCCUCAGACCGUGGUGCUCUGGUUGUUAGUGAGUUUGCAGGUAGUGCUACUGAUUUCGGGGAGGCUGCCUUAGUGGUCAAUCCUUGGGACCGUAAGGCCUGCGCGCAUGCACUUAAAGACGCCCUGGAAUUGACACCGCAGGAUGCAGAGAGGCGAUGUCGGAUCUUGUAUCACACUAUUUGCGAACGCGAUGCCGCACGCUGGUGCCAAGGGUUCUUGUCAGCUUUACAAGAUAUUGAGGUCAGUCGUGCUCGCCACAUCGAGGUAUCGCAAUUAGACAAGAGGAACCCAUUUCAGACAUGGCACAAGCACUCAUUCAGCUCGUCAAUUAUCAUUUUCAGCGAUGACCACGGUCUGACAAAGAACGAUAACGACGAACUCAUGGACUUCUUUAACCAUGCAGUUCAUGACGGCGGUAGCACUGUUUAUGUGGUCAGCGCUUUGCCGAAAGAGAAGUUGGAGGGACCGAUGCAAGCGUCACCUGGAAUAGGCAUUAUCACCGAAGACGGGAGUAUUUUCCGAAAUCCAGGAGAAAGCAAGUGGGAUAGUGUUCAGACAUCUACGUCUCUGCAGAGAUACCCGGCCAUCGACGCGGUCAUCAGUUACUUCCAGGAGCGGACGCCGGGGAGCAAUGUCAGUAAGACAGAUUAUAUGGCAAAGUUCUCCUUCUCAAAAGGUGACAAGCAUGCACUACGGCAGGCAGUUGGUUUAGCUGAGGAUUUGAUCGGCUGUUACGGAAACGACAGCAUCCGUGUGGUUCAAGCGGCUGAUGCAGUUGCAAUAUUUCCAGCACGAAUGGGCUGGAGCCAGACGUUGCGAUUCCUGCUUCGGAAACCCCUCACCGAUAUUCGCAGCCAGAGAAGUCAGUGUCACCAAGAAAAGACGUCCAUGCUGAUAGUGGGGCAAGGGAUCGUGUUUGAGGAUAUUAUUCGGUGGACAAAAGAGGAAGAGGUCCUGCUAAGCGCAGUGACACGUAUCUACUCUUUCGCACAGGGUUUUGAGGCAUGGCUGAAAGUAACGCGAGAAGCUGACAGGCCUUGGUACAACUUAAAUCAUCACUAG
Penicillium brevicompactum is the source of this 2349-nucleotide messenger RNA. Its product is annotated as trehalose-6-phosphate synthase. Gene Ontology annotation, cellular component: cytosol; alpha,alpha-trehalose-phosphate synthase complex (UDP-forming). NCBI's taxonomy places the organism in Eukaryota, Fungi, Ascomycota, Eurotiomycetes, Eurotiales, Aspergillaceae. The coding region runs from base 1 to 2349 and encodes 782 amino acids. The record is from RefSeq and is a predicted model, not a curated record. Gene Ontology annotation, biological process: trehalose biosynthetic process. Gene Ontology annotation, molecular function: catalytic activity. The transcript has 3 exons.